Messenger RNA from Spinacia oleracea (spinach), 390 nucleotides. RefSeq lists its product as uncharacterized. NCBI's taxonomy places the organism in Eukaryota, Viridiplantae, Streptophyta, Magnoliopsida, Caryophyllales, Amaranthaceae. The coding region runs from base 1 to 390 and encodes 129 amino acids. The transcript has a single exon. The record is from RefSeq and is a predicted model, not a curated record.
AUGGAAGAGGUAGAUGGCUUGGAUGAAAUCAUGGUUUGUCUACAAGAAGUGGAUGAAGAUCCAAAAUCAUAUGAAGAAGCCAUGAGUUCAUUUGAUGCUAGCUUCUGGAAGGAAGAAAUCAACAGCGAGCUCGAAUCUAUUAUGGCAAAUCAGACUUGGGAGCUUGUAGAAUUGCCAAAGGGGGGCAAAGUCAUUGGCUGCAAGUGGAUUUUCAAGAGAAAGUUGAAGACCGAUGGUUCUGUUGAGAGAUUCAACGCCAGACUUGUGAUUAGGGGUUUCUCUCAGAAGUUUGGUGUAGACUACUUCUAUACCUACUUACCUGUGACAAAGAUUUCCACUAUUCGUCUUUUAUUUGCUAUAGCUUCUGCUUAUAAAUUGCUUGUGCACUAG